AUGGCGGAGGACGGGCCGCAGAAGCAGCAGCUGGACAUGCCGCUGGUCCUGGACAAGGACCUGACCAAGCAGAUGCGGCUGCGCGUGGAGAGCCUGAAGCAGCGUGGGGAGAAGCGCCAGGACGGCGAGAAGCUGCUGAGGCCGGCGGAGUCCGUGUACCGCCUGGACUUCACCCAGCAGCAGAGGCUGCAGUUCGAGCGCUGGAACGUGGCGCUGGACAAGCCCGGCAAGGUCACCAUCACCGGCACCUCGCAGAACUGGACGCCCGACCUCACCAACCUCAUGACGCGCCAGCUGCUGGACCCCGCUGCCAUCUUCUGGCGCAAGGAGGACUCGGACGCCAUGGAUUGUAACGAGGCCGAUGCCCUGGAGUUCGGGGAGCGCCUGUCGGAUUUGGCCAAGAUCCGCAAGGUCAUGUACUUCCUCAUCACCUUUGGUGAAGGGCUGGAGCCUGCUGACCUCAAGGCCUCCGUGGUGUUCAGCCAGCUCUGAGGGGGCUGCCCUCUGCCCCAUCUGCCCCCACCCUCUUCCUGCCUGGACCUCCCUUCCCCACACCUGUGUUUUGGGAGGACAUUCUUCUAGCUGCUCAGCCUGGAUUCUGCGUGGCCAGAGGCCCCCUGAGUCCAUGUCCUCCUCUCCUCCUCUCCUUUUCCCUGAUGUCAAAGCUCCAGCUCCCAGAAAGAUCCCACGGCUCUGUAGUCUAGAAGCUUCACUGAGCACUGAUGCCACCCCCUGUAGAUGAUAGAGACCUGGUAGGGGCUCAUGUGGCAGAUGGAGAAGCUAUAGGCACCUGCCUUCUCUGCUUCAUUGUGAGGGAGUGAGACAGUCAAAGACCAAGAGAGACAGAGAUUCAAACAACCAGCCAUCUGGCUUCCUCCAGAGACAGGGACAUGGAGAUGACAGGAGCAACCUCCUCGGGGAAUCCAGGAAGAAGGCUUCUGCUCUCCGCGCACCCUCGGCCACCCUUGUCAGGAGGUGAACACCCAGCCUGAGGACUCGGGAAGGUGCUGCUUCUGCAAUGACCCAGUGUGGUCCCAGGAUGCCUCAGGACCCUCAGGACAUGGGGCAGGGUUGCUGCAGGGCUGAUUUGGGUGGUGGGAGUGGCUUGGGGUUUGUCACCCAGUGCUGGCUGUAGUGGAGAAGUGAAGGGGAGCUACAUACAGUCAUACAGAUCUGUCUGCCUGCAUGCACACAUCCAUCAAGACAGCAUGCGGGGCUCACACAGUGCACACUAGGGUCUAUUCCUGCCCUGUGGACACGUCUAAUUUUAGGUUAUCCAUUGAAAAAUUGCUGCUGGUUCAAGGGUGACUCUUGGCAAGGGGUUGAUUGACAUGACCUGGGUUGAGCCCCGUUGGGGGCUUCCUGAGCUGGGAGUCUUUGAGAUUCAUACAGUGAAGUGGGAGCAGUUUAGUAAAGGGUUUCCUUCUACCUGGGGGGAGGCUGGAUAGAGGGAUCCAGGGCCCUGGAGCUAGAGAUGGCAUGUCCCCUUGGGGAAGCAGGCCUCGCCAGCUCACUGGACAGAGAGAAGCAGGCAUUUCCUUCGACUGGAACAGCUUUGGCAUUUCCUGGGCUGCUUUAGGGGAGCUAGGGGAGGGGUGGGUAAAGCCUAUGGGGGUAGUUACAAUGGCUUAUAAUCUCAAGUGGGCUGGAGGUGACAGCAAUGUGAUGGAGAACACUGGCCUUGGAGGUCACUGGGGGUAUCCAUUCACCAGAUGGGGAAAAUGAGGCACAGUUACUGGCAGAUUCAGUUCCAACUCUAGCCUCAUUCUGCUUCCCAUUGUACAGGCCCAAAGCCCCCAUUUAGAGGGGCCUGACCUGCUGCCUGGAUUCAGACCCGAGCACCUCCACAAGUGCCCCCAACACCUUGUCGCAAGGCUGGCUUUGUUUGGCCCUGGCCAGAGACAUCCUUUGAAAGGUCCAUCAGGGCACUUGGACCUGGGAAGAGAUGUACUGAGACCUAGAGGGUCAGAACCAUCCCCAGUGUUGGGGCUGGUGGGGGCAGGCUCCCUCUCAGAGAUGUGGAAGGUGGUGUCGGAGUCAGGAUUCUAUAGUGAGAGAUGGGCUGUGGUGAGCUCUGGUCCUGUGAAACUGUGUCUCUGGGGUCUGUUCUGGGACAUGUUUGGAGAAGUGCUGGCCUUGCCUAUAGCCAUUGCUGCUUUAUUCUCUGCUAACUGUGGGAUGGGAGGAGGUCAGACCCCGGGGCAGUUCCCCCUUUCUGCCUCUUUGCUUGCCCUCUCCUCUCUGGACCCCCCAGACUGCUCUUCCCCACUCUGUCCCAUCCCGUCUUCCUGUGGGGUCCUGAGUGCCUCUGCUGUGCCCGCUGUGCGUGCCCAAUAAAAGCCGUGUGUCCUGC
Messenger RNA from Marmota flaviventris (yellow-bellied marmot), 2353 nucleotides. RefSeq names its product olfactory marker protein (gene Omp). The record is from RefSeq and is a predicted model, not a curated record. Gene Ontology annotation, biological process: sensory perception of smell; signal transduction. Gene Ontology annotation, cellular component: axon; neuronal cell body; cytosol. Lineage: Eukaryota; Metazoa; Chordata; Mammalia; Rodentia; Sciuridae.